Corapipo altera (White-ruffed manakin) is the source of this 3244-nucleotide messenger RNA. Its product is annotated as cytochrome P450 2U1. Gene Ontology annotation, molecular function: heme binding; oxidoreductase activity, acting on paired donors, with incorporation or reduction of molecular oxygen, reduced flavin or flavoprotein as one donor, and incorporation of one atom of oxygen; iron ion binding. The coding region runs from base 16 to 1338 and encodes 440 amino acids. Gene Ontology annotation, biological process: xenobiotic metabolic process. Gene Ontology annotation, cellular component: intracellular membrane-bounded organelle; cytoplasm. The transcript has 4 exons. Lineage: Eukaryota; Metazoa; Chordata; Aves; Passeriformes; Pipridae. The record is from RefSeq and is a predicted model, not a curated record.
CCACCGCCCGGGGAGAUGGCGGCGCCGGGCACGGCGGCUUGGACGUGGCUGCUGCGGCCGCCCACCGCCACCGAGCUGCUGCUGGCGGCCCUGUGCUGGCUCGGCUGCUACUGGCUGCUGCUGCGGCGGCCGCGGGCGCUGUCGGGGCUACCGCCGGGCCCCGCGCCCUGGCCGCUCGUGGGCAACUUCGCCUUCGCCCUGCUGCCCCCGCCGCUGCUGCGCCGGUGGGCGGUGGAGGUGCGGGACGGCGGCCGCGUCUCCCCCGCCUUCUCUCCGCAUGUCUUCCUCACCAGCCUCACGAAGAUGUACGGCAGCGUCUUCCGCCUCUUCGUGGGCAGCCGCCCCUUCAUCGUGCUCAACACCUUCGAGGCGGUGCGGGAGGCGUUGGUGCAGAAGGCGGAGGUGUUCAGCGACCGGCCCUCCGUGCCCAUCGUCCUCAUGAUCACCCACAACAAGGGUGUUAUUUUUGCACCGUACGGUCCUGUCUGGAAGCAACAGAGGAAGUUCUCUCUCUCAACAUUGCGUCAUUUUGGAGUAGGGAGACAUAGCUUAGAGCCUAAAAUCAUUGAGGAGCUGAACUUCAUAAAGGAAGAAAUGCUGAAGCAUGGGAAGGAUUCAUUUAAUCCCUUUCCAAUCAUUCGCAACGCAGUGUCCAAUGUUAUCUGUUCCAUGGCCUUUGGCAAGCGUUUUAACUACGAAGAUGUUGAGUUCAAGACGAUGCUGAAGAACAUGGCCCGUGCACUGGAGCUGAGCGUGGACAGCUACAUGAUCCUGGUCAACAUCUGCCCUUGGCUCUACUACCUUCCCUUUGGGCCUUUCCGGGAGCUUCGGCAAACAGUACUAGAUAUUACUGCUUUUCUGAAGAAAAUAAUUGCACAGCACAGGGACACACUGGAUGCAGCAAAUCCCAGGGACUUCAUUGACAUGUACUUCAUCCAUGCAGAAGAGGAGAAGAACAACAAGGAGAGCAGCUUUAAUGAUGACUACCUAUUUUUUAUCAUUGGUGACCUCUUCAUUGCAGGCACAGAUACUACUUCCAACACAUUACUGUGGUGCCUGCUCUACAUGUCCCUUUACCCGGAAGUACAAGAGAAGGUUCAUGCAGAAAUUGAAGCAGUUCUAGGACAUGACAAAGUUCCCUCGCUUGCUCACAAGGCUCAAAUGCCCUUUACAGAGGCAACCAUUAUGGAAGUGCAGAGGAUGACUGCAGUUCAGAAGUCUGUUCUUUCUGGUGCCAAGCAGAUAUUCAAGAUGACAUCUGUGCUGCCUCUUGGCAUUCACUGUUUUCCCCACAGCAGCAGUGGCUGCAGUCUGGAUGAGACCAACACCCACUCAUAGGGAAAAACUCUACAUGUGCAACCCUGGACUCAGGGCUUGCACUCAAGCUUUUCAUUCACCAGCAGUACGGACAGUACUGCCACAACCUCUACGUCUUUGGGAACUGGACUCUUCAAAUAUGACAUCACAGUGGCAUUAGGAGUGAAGGUCUUAUACAUUUACCAUGGAACAGGAGGAAUCUGACAAACUUGAGGUUUGAAUAUAAUGUCUUUGUUAUCUUCCACAUGAAGUACAAAUAUCUGGUUCAUAUAGUACUACUGUAUCAGUACCUUAUUCUUUAUAAAUGCAGAAUCUUAGUGCUGUUAACCACUGUUAAACCAAUGGCCAAGGAAACCUCAUGUUAGGUGUUUUGGAACAGGGCGAUCAGUCUUGCCUUGUAUUUGAAAGAUCUUUUAAACACGUAAAGUGAUCUUUGGGGGGAAUAUGUAACAGUUAACUUUUAAUUAUUCUCAAUUAUUAUUCAGUCACUUUAUACCCCUUUUGAUCUAGCAGAAUUUCAUAUCACAUGAAUAAGUUCUUAUGUACUCUUUUAAAGAAAGUUUUCUCCCCAUCACUGGAGAUCUAGAGAAUACUGGGAGUCCUCCUAAUGUCAAGUUUACAAGACUGGAAUGUUAAUUUGACUGUAAUUUAGAAUUGGGUAUUCCAUGGCAGAAACUGAAUCUAAAUUGUAAAAGAAGAAUCAACUUUUCAGCUUUAAAUUAAUGUCUGUUUUUGUCACUUUUAAACUUGAAAUUUUAUAAGCCAGGUAGUGCCUAACAAAGACUGUAAGAUAGUUAUUUUGGAUUUAAAUUAAGGUUUUCUGUUACCUGCUUUGAAUAACAGAGUGCCUUAAUUUCUGAAUUAUGUAUUUAAUUGGUCAAGUAUCCCACUGUUUGUGUGAGAACUUCCAGUUCUUAUGUAGGCUAACUUUGGACUUCAUAAGCUUCUGUUGAAUUUUUUUAUUAGUAUGAAAUUUUUGAAAACUUGGCACAAUAAAAAGUUGAAUUUGAUACCAAUGCUAGUGAACUUGCUCUAAAAGCUGACAGUAUUGGAGAAUUAAGCACUCGUUUCUUUAAUUUUGUAUUUUCCAUUGAAUAAAUAGAUUCUGUACAGUCAGGAUUUUUGUCUGAAAAAUCCUUAAAAUAGUAUAUGCUUGACUGAGAAGCUAAAAUUUAGUGCUGAUAAUAUUUAUCUUUGUGUUGAAAUGCCUUUUAAGCAACAUAAUGAUGUUGGUGUGCAACUGAUCACUUAUACAAAAUAUCUGUCCUUUUGAUCAAUGAGGACACAUUUGAAAAGCACUUUAGUACUUUAUUUUUACAUUUUCCAAAGAAAACACAAUUCGCAUAAUCCCCUAGAAUGUGAAAUUGUACAUAUUUGUGCUUGUUUUGCCUGCUGAGUUUAGUUUAAAAUGUCACCUUUGAAAACUAUCCUUUGAAAAUUAUUCUUCUGCAAAUAGUAUCUUGAGAAUGUGGUUUUUGGUGAUACCUGUAAUCAAAUGCUGCAUCGUGUGACAAGCUAAAAAUACUGAUGCGAAGGUUCAAUCACGUCAAUGUCUGUCAGAAUGCAAGAUGCUGUUAGAAAUUACGAUAAAGACUUGCCUUUCAUGCCUUCCAGAUGCACUGAAAUUUUCACAGGAUGCCAUCAAAGUAGCUAAAUAGUAGCAUAAAAGCAACAAAAUCUUUGUGGUUUUCAAAGUGUGUUGCCAUCUUUGGCAAACUAAGUAAAAUGGUAACAGAUUUGGGUUGUGUUUGUAAAUGUAUCCUCCCCCUCUGUUUUUUAGCAGAGGAAGCAUAUCAAAUGCCUUGUUGAAAAAUGUAUAUAUAAGUGAGUGGCUGUUUCUGAAUGCUGAAAAUAUCUUUGUGUCUAAAAAUUGCUUCAGACUUUGCUUCAGUAUAUUUUUAUUUUUAAUAAAGUAAUUCCCAAGUAA